GGAAUGUGCGGGAAGCAGCCCGGCUCCAACACUCUCUCGCCUCUCAGCGCCCGUACCUCGCGCAUUCCUCGCAGCCUGACUCCUGUCCUCCGGCUACUGUUGCACUGCGACUCCCAGCAUCCCCCGGCAGUCAGAGAAUAGCCACACGCGCAAACACACUGUUACUUACACACGCUAUUUUAUUUCCCCGCUGACUUUCAGCCAUAAACACACACAGUUCUAGCUUAUUCCCCAUUCACAAGCAAGGGAUUCUGCAGACUCCCUGCUCAGCGCCGAGUACAAGCGAGUAAAGUGCCGUCACGCAGCCGCAGGUGUCCGGAGCUGCUGCAGCCCUGGCUCCCUGCAACCGAGAAUGAACUAGCGAGCCUGUAGCUUGGACACCUUUAAGAUUGAGACUCGCUGAUUUGCAUGCGAAGCCCCGCCCCGCGCUGAUGUCAGGGAGGGAGAGUGGGAUGCUGCUGGCAGGAGCACAGCUGAGUUCAGACAGCAGGGUUGUAGCUGCUCAGCGCUUGUCUAUAGGAGCUCCGCUCAGCCCAUCACACUGACCUGGGCACACAGCCGUCAAGGAUCUGCCUCUUGGGUCUUCUGAUCAGCGCAAGAGCAUCGCAGCCAAUUCUUCUCCCCUCCUCUCACUCACCAAAGGAUAGAUGUCUCUCUGAAGGCUGACAGACAAACUUCUUAUUAGACUUUGACACCUGCUCUGCGGCGUGGAAUUAGCGUCCUGCGUCCGCUAGCGACUCCUCCAGAACUUUGGAUACAUCUUCCAUCCAGUGUGUACAAACCGGGAUCCAGCUGUGGACUUUGCAUGGUAGGAAGACAGCAGAUUUGGCAUCCAGGAUUGUGCUUUCAAUGCUUCCAUUUGCAAUCUCUGGGACGGCCAUCCAUACUGUAGAUGAUGCUGAUGAGCUGCUGUAGAGCCGAACACCAGUCUGUGGCACCCAGGAGCUGAAGCACGAACAUUUGAUAUACAUUUCACCGAGUUUUACACAUCGCAUCUAUCAUUCAGUGGAAUACUUGGGAGUCUGCUGGCUUGUGCCCCGAGGCUUCAGCUUUGCACUGAGAACACCUGUCUAGUCAAUUUGCAGUACCUUAAGUGAGAUUGAGACUGUUCACCUCGCAAUGGAGAUAUAGCAUCUGCAGUCCAGUAAAUUAUAUUUAUCAAGGUACAAUACAGAAAGACUCAACAUUCUGGAGAUGGACUUACUGUCUGGAACAUACCUUUUGGCAGUUUUAAUAGCCUGUAUAGUAUUUGAGUCUGGUGCUCAGGAGAAGAAAUAUAUAGUACGGGAAGAUCAGCAAGAAAACGUUCUCAUUGGAAACUUACUAAAAGACCUUAACCUUACUUUAGACUCUGCUAUAUCGUUGUCAACACCUCUUCAAUUUAAGCUGGUAUAUAAGACUGGUGAUGUUCCAUUGAUUCGUGUUGACGAGAACACUGGUGAAAUCUUCACUACUUCAAAUCGAAUAGACCGGGAAAAACUUUGUUCUGGAAUUUUCACUGAAAACAAAUGUUUUUAUGAGGUGGAAGUGGCAGUUCUGCCUGAUGAGGUCUUUAGAUUAGUUAAGAUCCGUUUUCUAAUUGAGGAUAUCAAUGAUAAUCCCCCUCUCUUCCCAUCAACAGUCAUCAAUAUAUCCAUUCCAGAGAACACUGCUGUCAAUUCCAGAUACUCUGUUCCAUCUGCCAUUGAUCCAGAUGUGGGUGUGAAUGGAAUCCAACACUAUGAACUCCUUAAGGGCCAAAAUGUGUUUGGACUUGAUGUCAUUGAAACACCAGAAGGGGACAAAUGGCCACAGCUUAUUGUGCAGCAGAGCUUGGAUAGAGAACAGAAAGAUACUUAUGUCAUGAAGAUCAAAGUUGAGGAUGGUGGAAAUCCAGCAAGAUCCAGUACAGCAAUUUUGCAAGUCACUGUUACAGAUGUCAAUGACAACCGGCCUGUUUUCAAGGAGAAAGACAUUGAAGUGAAUAUUCCAGAAGAUGCAGCGGUGGGAAUGUCAGUGACACAACUCCAUGCUACAGACGCUGAUCUGGGCUUGAAUGCAAAAAUUCAUUUUUACUUCGGGAAUCAGAUCACCAACCUUGCCAAAAGGCAUUUUGCUAUAGAUAAUAACACAGGAUUAAUUACUGUCAAAGAGCCUCUUGAUAGGGAGGAGUCUCCCUACCAUAAACUGACUGUGUUGGCAAGUGAUGGCAGUUCAACUCCAUCCAGAGCUACUGUAACCAUAAAUAUUACUGACAUAAAUGAUAACAUUCCAUCAAUCGAUACAAGGUACAUUAUAAAUCCUGUCAAUGGCACAGUGCUGCUUUCUGAAAAAGCUCCACUUAAUACAAAAAUAGCCCUCAUAACUGUAACUGACAAAGAUGCUGAUCUGAAUGGCAAAGUGACAUGUUUUACGGAUCACGAUGUUCCGUUCAGGUUAAAGCCAGUCUUUGACAAUCAAUUCUUGUUAGAGACAGCAGCGCCGCUAGAUUAUGAGAGUACUCGAGAAUAUGCAAUCAAAAUCGUUGCUUCAGACUCUGGGAAACCUUCACUAAAUCAGUCGGCAAUGCUCCUGAUUAAAAUAAAGGAUGAGAAUGACAAUGCUCCUGUUUUUACAUUACCAAUGAUUGGAUUGUCCUUUGUUGAAAACAAUCCUCCUGGAACGGAACUGACCAAAAUCAGUGCAACUGAUGCAGACAGUGGGCGCAAUGCAGAGCUAAGCUACACGCUGGGGCCCAAUGCCCCCACAAUAUUCAAUCUGGAUCGGAGGACAGGAAUUCUCACAGCAGUCAGAAAGCUGGACAGGGAAAAGCAAGACAGGUACACAUUCACAGUAAUUGCAAAAGAUAAUGGGAACCCUUCCUUACAGACCAAUACUACUGUUACCUUGUCUGUGCUUGACCAAAAUGACAACAGCCCCUCAUUCACGCAUAAUGAAUAUAACUUUUACGUCCCAGAAAACCUUCCUAUGUACGGCACGGUGGGACUAAUCACAGUGACUGAUGCCGACUAUGGGGAAAAUGCAGUCGUCACACUCUCUCUUGUCAAUGCCAGAGAUAAUUUUAUCAUUGAUCCCCUUACAGGUGUCAUCAGACCAAAUAUUACUUUUGAUAGAGAGCAACAAGGUUCAUACACUUUUCAGGUCAAAGCUUUAGAUAAAGGCAGCCCGCAAAAGUCCUCAACUGUAAAAGUAACAAUAUUUGUCGAAGAUGUCAACGAUAACAAGCCAGUAUUUGUUGUCCCUUCCAAUAACUAUUCCUAUGAAUUAGUGCAAACAUCAACAAGCCCAGGAUCUGUAGUGGCAAGGGUACAUGCAAUUGACAAUGACACAGGCAUAAAUGCUGACCUGCGAUACAGCAUCCUCGGAGGAAACCCAAGAGGCUUGUUUGCAAUUGGGGAAAAAAGUGGGAAUAUCACCUUGAAAGAAAAACUGCUUGCUGGGGACCAUGGUUCAUUGUACAAACUGGUUAUAAAAGUAAACGAUUCAGGAAAACCCGAACCCUUUCAUACCAUUGCUUUUGUGCAUUUAUUUGUCAAUGACACAAUUACCAAUGGAUCCUAUGUACAGGAGCUUGUGAGAAAGAGUAAGGAAACAGCUGUUGGAGAGGAUUUUAGAGAUGGUGAAAUAACACCUGAGACCAAUGACUACGUCAAGAUCAUCAUUGCUAUUAUUGCUGGCACAAUGACAGUGAUCCUUGUCAUUUUUGUCACUGCUUUGGUACGCUGUCGUCAGACUCCAAGGCACAAAGUUGUUCAAAAAAAUAAGCAAAGUGGAGAAUGGGUUUCUCCUAACCAAGAGAACAGACAGAUCAAGAAAAAGAAGAAGAAGAAGAAGCGUUCCCCCAAAAACCUGCUUCUCAAUUUUGUCACAAUUGAAGAAUCCAAGUCAGAGGACCCUGCUCAUGAGCAUAUUAAUGGCACUUUGGACAUUCCUGUGGAAUUAGAAGAACAGACUAUGGGAAAGUAUAAUUGGGCCACCACACCAACUACUUUCAAGCCAGAUAGCCCAGAUUUAGCCAAACACUACAAGUCUGCUUCACCACAACCUACAUUCCAGAUUAAGCCUGAAACACCAGUUCCUCCUAAGAAGCAUCAUGUCAUCCAAGAGCUGCCUCUUGAUAAUACAUUUGUAGUUGGCUGUGACUCAUUGUCCAAGUGUUCCUCCAGUAGCUCGGACCCUUAUAGUGUCUCAGAAUGCAGCUGUCAAGGAGGCUUCAAGGCACCUGGUCCUAUUCACACAAGACAGAAUGCUAAGGAAGCGGCAAAGCCUCAAAGUCCUCAAAAAGAAUCAAACCUGGAAACAUGGAUUCAACCAACUUCCCAGCGUCGUGUCACAUUUCACCUGCCAGACGGCUCCCAGGAAAGCUGCAGUGACAGUGGAUUAGGAGAUCAUGAAUCUACGGGCAAUGUAAACACGUCACACCCUCUACCUCUUGGCUUUCCUCAAGAAGAAUACUACGAACAAACAUCAGCAAAUAGCAGGACAGAGGGAGAUGGUAACUCAGAUCCUGAAUCAACUAUUGAAGUCAACCUUCAAAAAGCACUGGCAGAAGCCUCUGAGACCUGCACACAGGAAUGCCUCAUCCUAGGUCACUCUGAUAACUGCUGGAUGCCACCAUCAUUAAUGCAAUAUCAACAAUCUAAUCCUCCUUUGCCAUCAUUUGGAUUUCAGCAAGGAUGGGGAAGAGGAACUAGACCUGAUGGAGUGCACACUCUUGGAAGACCUGGGACCAAGGAUGACAUUGACAAAGGGUCACCACGACCUCAGUUUUACAACACGUGUGAAAGACACUGUACUAAUGAUGAUCCAGUGAAGGUUAUUCCCCUGGCAAGCUUCACCCCUUGCCAACAAACACCAGGUUCAGGGAAUAAUUCAAUAUUUGUACACGAGCACCAGCUCUAAGAAAUAUGUUAUAUAGCAGCUAUUUUCAUCUUUCUGUGUGUCAGAUGUAUAUAGUCAAUGCUUAACAAAUCUCAUGUAAAACAUGUAAUCAUGUAGAGGAGUGAAAUCAAUCAAACUUGCAUUUUAGCAUAGCAUUUAAUAUACAGUAUCUUCACUAGCACUGCUAUUUGUCACAUAAAAAAAAAGAAUUUCCACCUAAUAUACAGUAGAACAAUGGUCCUAUUGGUCCCAUGGUUUAAAUAGUUUAGCAUUGCACUUGUUUAACUUACUAAACAUACACCAUUUAAACCCUGAUAAUAUCUAUAUAAAUACAGUAGAUUCCAGCACAUCAUACUCUCACUCAAACGUAUUUAGUUGACAUAUUGUAUAUAGCACAUUUAGUCUUGUUUUGCAUUUAAAUGAUACGGACAUACAAAACAUGCUGGCUUAGUGAUUUAAUGUCAAGCUUUUAGUUUCAGUAAGCAACUCCAGCUAUAUGUAAAAAACUGUCACAGCUGUAAUGGUGUGGAUUAACGUUUCACUAGAGAUUUCUUUAUUUUUCUAUUAGAUGCACUGAAACCACUGAUCUGGUCUGAAAUAAGUUCAAUACAAUGAAAGGAUGUACAUUUCUUAAAAAUGCAGUUUAAAUUCUACCUAUUUGUAAUCCUGUGCAGCCCACAAGUGCAGCACUGAAAAAUGAUUGCUUUGCAAUUUUUAUAUAUUAGUUACCCCUUGGAAGGACUAGCUUGCAAAACAGACAUUUUUUAUUUUGACUUUAGUAAAAUACACUCUUUAUUCAGCCACAGCUUAAUAAUUAUUUUGUUGAUUAAUAUUAAAACUGAAAUAUCCAGUGUGUGGAAAACACAGUGCAGGCAAUAAAGAUUAGAAAUGACAGUUAUAGCAAUCUUGAACUUGUGUUAGCUAGACAGUAGCUCUGCUAUAUACACUUGGCUGAUCUACUGUAGAUGAAAGCUGCAGUUCUUAAAAACCUGGAAAGUAGUGAUUGGAGAAUGUGUGCUGAAAAAUAAACAAAACGCAUUGAAGUCAAUGUGUCAAAAUAAUUCUGAUGCGCGUCAAUUUUGACACGAUCGACAAUUUUUAUACGUGCGACUAUUUUGCCCAAAUGCAUUAAGGUCAAUGGGCGUCCGAAUAAUUUUUGUGCAAGAGAGUUUUUAAUGCACGCGACUAUUUCGUUUUCCAUUGUUUUCCAUUUGUUGCUGCAGUUUGCGCAAAAAUUCGCUGUGAAUUCAUGUCUGGCAAACCCAUCACUACUGGAAAGCUAUGGGUUAAUCUAUUUCUAGUCCAAAGAGCAUAUACAGUCUAGAAAAUAUUUUGAAAGUCUUUCAAUCUGGUUAGCGCGAGCAAUAUAUUUGGAGGCCCAUUUAUCAACAUUUUAGUGGGUUUAGAGGUUUUUGAAACCACAAAUAAACAAAUUUUCUCUAA
This is a messenger RNA of Xenopus laevis (African clawed frog), 6303 nucleotides long. It is a transcript of the gene pcdh11x.L, whose product is annotated as protocadherin-11 X-linked. Gene Ontology annotation, biological process: homophilic cell-cell adhesion; cell adhesion. The transcript is spliced from 8 exons. Lineage: Eukaryota; Metazoa; Chordata; Amphibia; Anura; Pipidae. Gene Ontology annotation, cellular component: plasma membrane; membrane. Gene Ontology annotation, molecular function: calcium ion binding. The record is from RefSeq and is a predicted model, not a curated record. Bases 1195 to 4881 code for a protein of 1228 amino acids.